Penicillium malachiteum is the source of this 1092-nucleotide messenger RNA. RefSeq lists its product as uncharacterized. The transcript is spliced from 4 exons. The coding region runs from base 1 to 1092 and encodes 363 amino acids. The record is from RefSeq and is a predicted model, not a curated record. NCBI's taxonomy places the organism in Eukaryota, Fungi, Ascomycota, Eurotiomycetes, Eurotiales, Aspergillaceae.
AUGGUUGAUGCUGCUCAAUUGAAAAAUCCCGAACAGUUUGUUGAAAGCCUGAAAGAUGCCUCAUUGAAGUACGGAGUUUAUGCCAUACUUCCAGCAGGAUUUCGGGAGCUGGACAACCUUCCAGAUUUGCCAACCAUUUUCAUCCUCGACAGUACACCGACCGGAAUCGGCCCAGCUCCUUUACAAGAGGAAGACUUCUCUUGUGAAACUUUCAUCAAGUCAUUUAAUCAUUGUCUGCAGCUCGACGUCCGAGAAGCAGCGAUCAGUCUAAGUGCCGCCACUGAACAAGAAAAUGGUGCGGUGAAUGCAGCGAGCUCUUUCUAUCGCAAUCUGAAAUGGGAGAAAGUCCAACGAAGCCCUAAUACAUCAGAGCCUGCUAUAUACAGUAUGCGACUCAAAGGGCCGGCUAUUUCCACUACCGAAGCAAUGGUUAAACUAGGAAACCGCGUGGAGAGAACCAGUCUCAGAGGAGGCGGGCCCACAACUAAUGACACUGAAGCUGAACUAGCAGUUUCUGUCGAAAAACUCAAGCCUUCGUUCCUUAUGGAUACGAAAACUGUCGGCCGAAGCCUGAUCAAGGCAAUUAUCAAACCGACAAUCUCACAUAUCUCUGAUGCACGAACCAAAAAAGAAAAUGAUGUCCCAACUAGACCAUCGAACCCGAAUUUCGAGAAGUCCAAAUCAGAUGUGGCCUUAAAAGUGGCAAGAAGUGUGGGCUUUGGAUCGGCUGUUGCGUGUGGUAAAAUAGCCAUUUUACCAUUCAAAAGUGAGUUUGGCUUCUCCAUGAUAUUUUUAGAAGUGGUUCCUAAUUUGAAACAAACAGCUGUAUACUACAUGAGUGAAACAGCCUCAUACGGAAUACGCGCACUACAAAAUGGUCCUAAGCAUGGCUCGAAAGACCAGGGAAGGGAGGCAGUUGAUCAUUACAAUCAAACCACUCCCCAGGAAUCAGCUGAAGGACUCAAUGCGGAUCUUGACCUCUUUUUGCAACAGGACGAUGCUUACUCCCGUGCACUAAGGGCCUCAAAUUCAAAUACUACACUACAGCAAUCUUCAGAGAAGUCUGCAAAGUCUGACGAGAGAGGAGUUUGA